AUGAGCGCUGCCCGCCGCUGCUGCCCGCCCCGGGCCAUGGCAGGGUUAUUUUUCUGGCACCUGAAGAACACUGGAGUACGGCAGACACCAUGCCAGUUUGUGCACCUGUGCCAUGUAGCCAAUGGCAGGUUGAUUACAUUUCAGUACUUCCACUUUCUCAAGCGAAUGUAUGUAACGCAAUGCAACAGAGACCUCAGCCAACGAGCCAAGCCCAAGUCUGAUUCAGUUGCCUCUCCUUUUCGUGAGCAGCUGGAUCAAGAAAAAAAGGUUAUCCAGAAGGUUAGACCUGUGUAUCAACCUUUGUCUGAGCCACCAAGGAGGAGUGAGUCGAGAGAAAUGAAGCCAGCUGCAGGAACUGAAGAGCUGGUCCCAGCAGCGAGAGCAGAAUCCAGAGAAGACAGACAGUGGAAAGAGAUGAAGCUGCGGCUGGAUGAUCUGCCGGGAAUUUUGGCACGCUUGUCCAAAAUUAAGCUCACAGCCCUGGUUGUCAGCACCGCAUCCGCUGGCUUUGCCAUGGCCCCGGUCCCUUUCGACCUGACCUGUUUCCUGCUUGCCUCCCUUGGAACUGGACUGGCAUCCUGUGCUGCCAACUCCAUCAAUCAGUUCUUUGAGGUUCCAUUUGACUCAAACAUGAACAGGACAAAAAACAGACCACUGGUGCGAGGACAGAUCAGCCCCCUGCUCGCCGUCUGCUUUGCAGCCUCCUGCGGAGUCCCGGGAAUCGCCCUGCUGACGCUGGCAGUGAACCCCCUGACAGGGGCUCUGGGAGCCUUCAACAUUUUCCUGUACACCUGCUGCUACACCCCCCUGAAGAGGAUGAGCAUUGCCAACACCUGGGUGGGGGCUGUGGUCGGGGCCAUUCCCCCCGUCAUGGGCUGGACCGCGGCUACCGGCAGCCUGGAUGCUGGUGCACUGCUCCUGGGAGGAAUCCUCUACUCCUGGCAGUUCCCUCACUUCAACGCCCUGAGCUGGGGGCUGCGGGAGGACUACUCGCGGGGAGGCUACUGCAUGAUGUCUGUCACCCACCCAGGGCUCUGCAGGAGGGUGGCUCUGCGCCACUGCCUGGCCUUAAUUGGACUCUCCACAGCAGCUCCUCUGCUCGACAUCACCACCUGGACUUUCCCACUCAUUUCACUCCCUCUCAACCUCUACAUCUCCUACCUCGGCUUCUGCUUCUACAGGGACGCAGACCGCAGCAGCUCCAGGAAGCUCUUCUUCUGCAGCCUCUGGCACCUGCCACUGCUGCUGCUCGUCAUGUUCACCUGCAAGAAGUCCUUCCUGGAGAAGGAAGGCAAAGAUCUGCUGGCUGAAGGCCACGGGAGGGCCACAGAAAUGAGAUUGCCUUAAAUGUCCCUUGCUUGUUGUCCUGCUGGCACGUCAGGUAGUUCAUUUUGGUCACGACAAGGGGAAAGCUGUGGGGCUCUGUCUGCAGACAAAUCAUUUGUGCCUAGCGACCACUUCUUGAGAUCCUUUUCUUCCCGAAGGGAGUAGAGACCCGAGGGCUUUGCAGCGCUGGUGGGCUGGCUCACUCAUCACAGACCCAAA
This is a messenger RNA of Indicator indicator, 1545 nucleotides long. Its product is annotated as protoheme IX farnesyltransferase, mitochondrial. Gene Ontology annotation, cellular component: mitochondrion; mitochondrial membrane. Bases 1 to 1347 code for a protein of 448 amino acids. Gene Ontology annotation, biological process: heme biosynthetic process. The transcript has 7 exons. The record is from RefSeq and is a predicted model, not a curated record. Gene Ontology annotation, molecular function: protoheme IX farnesyltransferase activity. Lineage: Eukaryota; Metazoa; Chordata; Aves; Piciformes; Indicatoridae.